This is a messenger RNA of Hyaloperonospora brassicae, 1230 nucleotides long. NCBI's taxonomy places the organism in Eukaryota, Oomycota, Peronosporomycetes, Peronosporales, Peronosporaceae. The record is from the annotation of a GenBank genome assembly.
AUGUUCCUCGAGACGCUCCGGCGGCCGCCGCCGCGCGCGCUGUCGCUCAUGACGUUCAACCUGCUGGCGCCGUGCUACUUCCGCCACGGCGGCCGCCUCGAGAGCGACGACGAGACGGCGUUCCUGUCACGGGCCCAGGCCGCGAUCCAAGCGAUCCAGCGCGAGCAGUGCGACGUCGUGUGCCUCCAGGAGUUCUGGUUCCAGCGCGCGUACCAGCGCGCGUUCCGCUCGGCGUUCGACGCGACGCACUACCUGCACACGGCCCAGCGGCCGAACGACAAGGAAGACGGACUCGCGGUGCUGGUCGACAAGCGCAAAUUUGAGCUCCACUACGUGGAAAACGUCGACCUCGUGGGCGAAGCCGGCGACCGCGUGGCGCUGCUGCUGCACGUGGCCACCAAGUGGAACCGCGCGAGCGUACAGCUACCGCAGCGCUCGUUCCUCGUGGUCAACUCGCACUUGACGUUCCCGCACAGCCACUUGUACGCGAGCUUGCGGCUCAAUCAGAUUGACCGCGUGCUUGCGGCUGUGCGCAAGUACAUUGCGCGUCAAGCGCUGCACGACGUGCCUGUGCUGCUGUGCGGCGACUUUAACGACUAUGAUGAUCCCGUGUACCGCCUUGUGACGAAACAUGGCUUUGCCAGCAUGUUUGCGCAUCGACACGGUCGCGAAGCCAGGAUCACGCACUGCAAUCACAAUAACCGGGAAGUGGGGGUCGACUUUAUCUUUGGUGCGCGGCUGGGGAGCUCGGUACCGGCUGUAGGGGUACCGUCGAGUGCAGAAAGCAGUAGCAGCAGCAUCCAUGGAGAUGCUUCGUCGGCAAUGCUGCGGCAUGCAGCGUUGACGCUGGACGGCAAUAACCAGUCAAGAAGUGAGGACGAGCCGAGACUCCAGCUGCAGCCCGUGGACUGCCAUCUUGUGCCAAGACGACUACCUGAUGUGGCAAGGCUGAAGCGGCCGCAGUUCGGACACGACUGGCGGCAUGUGCAGUCUCCCUUGCUGCUGAGGGACGAAGAGCAGCUCGUGGACUACUGGCGGAUGGUGUCAGACCACAGACCGCUCGUCGCGACGUUCGAUAUGAUGCACCAAGAGAGGAGCAGUCGUCAGUGCAACAGCGAAGAGAGGAAGGUCUUGUCGUUCGAGAACGUGCGAGCGUCAGCGGCCGAGAUGAAGGCGAGAUUAGAACACGUCAUACCCAUGGAUAUAGCGACGGACGGCCUCACCCCGUGA